This is a messenger RNA of Ictalurus punctatus (channel catfish), 1436 nucleotides long. RefSeq names its product leucine zipper transcription factor-like 1 (gene lztfl1). Gene Ontology annotation, cellular component: cytoplasm. NCBI's taxonomy places the organism in Eukaryota, Metazoa, Chordata, Actinopteri, Siluriformes, Ictaluridae. The transcript is spliced from 10 exons. Gene Ontology annotation, biological process: negative regulation of protein localization to cilium. Bases 372 to 1223 code for a protein of 283 amino acids. The record is from RefSeq and is a predicted model, not a curated record.
GCUCUCUACUGCCUGUCGUGCUUUACUGCUCCCUGCUGUUUGUGAGGUGGUAGUGCAGUGACGCUGUUCAGUUGCCAGGAGUAACUUAAAUAGACUGAAGGGAAACGUAAGAUAAAUAACGUUGUUAAUUCGCGUUCUCUAAAAUACCGUACGAAAAUAAUGAACUAGAAUUCACGGUGCAGUGCUUUAUUGUCCCCCAUGUUGUCACACUAGUUUACACUCUGACGUCUGUAUUUUUCCUGCAUAAAGUCGUAUUUUCAUCUUGCUGCCAUGGCUGAUUUUGGGUUUAACGAACAUCACCAGAAUGAGGUCAUAAACUAUAUGCGCUUUGCUCGCUCCAAGAGGCUCCUGCGUCUCAAGACCAUCGAUUCAUGCUUUCAGGAACUCAAAGACAGCAGUGGAAUUCAACAAAUAAAAUUAGCUCAACCAACACUAUCAAUUCCCCUCCCUCUAGACUGGUUGAGGAGACAUUUACAGUGGAUGAGGUGUCAGAUAUGCUGGAUGGGCUGCAGGUGGUGGUGCAUGGAGAGGUGGAGAUGGAGCUCAUUAACACCGCCCACACCAAUGUCCUACUCCUGCGCCAGCUCUUCUCCCAGGCUGAAAAGUUCUACCUGAAACUGCAGACCGAUAUCUCGGAGCUGGAGAGCAGAGAAUUACUGGAACAAGUAGCAGCAUUUGAAAAGACUGAUUUUACAUCUAACAGCAAGGUAAAUCAGGAAUCCAGCAAACCCAGGCUAACCCCACUGAAUGAGGGAGGAGUGUCAGAACUGCUCAACAUGGAAAUUUCCAGACUACAAGAAGAGAAUGAUAAACUGAGAGCUAGACUUCGAACAUUGGAAAGUCAGGCCAUGAGUGCCCUAGAUGAAAAGUGUGAGGCUGAGAGGGCCCUGAAUGAUCUUCAAAAAAUCCAAGGAGAUCAGCAGCACGCCACGCAUGCUCAGGAGAUCUCUAAACUGGAGGGCACUGUGGCAGCCAUGCAGAUCGAUUUUGAGAAGACUCUCAGCGCCAGUACUUCAUCACAGAAGGAGCUACAGGAUAGCCUGGUGUCAGCUAAACAUGAGCUGCUCCGGGUUCAAGAUCAGCUCGCUCUUGCUGAGAAGGAACUAGAUAAGAAGUUUCAAGAGACAGCUGCAUAUCGGAACAUGAAAGAGAUUCUGAGUAAGAAGAAUGACCAGAUUAAGGAGCUCAGGAAAAGAUUACAAAGAUACGAGUCUGAUGAGUGAAGUCCUGGACCAUAGAAAAUGGCUUGUCUAAAGGGGUUUUAUGGGCAAAAAGAAGCUGAUGUCAGUUUUGGCCUCAACACUCCAAACAUUGCAAGGGACCAAAAAAUGAAACAAAAGAGAGACAAAAAAAGAGGUUUUUUUAAUAGUCAUUGCUAUUCCCAAAUUUCUCUUUAACAAGAGCUACCCAUUUGAAUAAAACUGUUGCUGUGCUUA